This is a messenger RNA of Camponotus floridanus (Florida carpenter ant), 6285 nucleotides long. It is a transcript of the gene Nup188, whose product is annotated as nucleoporin NUP188 homolog. Bases 214 to 6003 code for a protein of 1929 amino acids. Gene Ontology annotation, molecular function: structural constituent of nuclear pore. The transcript has 6 exons. Lineage: Eukaryota; Metazoa; Arthropoda; Insecta; Hymenoptera; Formicidae. Gene Ontology annotation, biological process: protein import into nucleus; RNA export from nucleus. Gene Ontology annotation, cellular component: nuclear pore inner ring. The record is from RefSeq and is a predicted model, not a curated record.
UGUGAGGUUACCGGUUUAUACGAAUCCAUCUAACAUUGCCCGCCAAUAUACCGAAAGUAAGGUUAUCGAGAGUAAUAAUGUUUAUAUCUAUUUAUAAUCUUAUUAGAAUCGUGAAAUAGAAACUAUUUACUGAAAAAUAUACAUGCUUUUAUUCGUUUAUAUUAUAAGUGCUACAUAAACGAUAUAUCUUUUCGAUAUAAUAAUAUUUUCGACAUGGAAGUAUCUCCAAUGGGCAAUUUGCCUUGCAGCAAAGAUUUAUGGUCCAUAAUAUCUGGCACAACAUGCUGUUGCGCUAAAGAGACUGUCGAAGAUGAAAUUAAGAAUGGAACUGUAUUAUUCAAGGAAGGACUUCAGUUUUUUAAGCCAUAUACAGAUGCAUCGUUGCAGAGUAUUUCUAAAAGAGAUCCGCCUCCUCUUCAACAGAUGUAUGAUUUGAUUAGUAAACUUGCCCCACUUAUUAACUUGGAUGCCACAAUUACUUGGGAUCUUGUGUGCAAUUUUGUAUCCUAUGAAUACAGAAAUUGCGCAGAGACUUUUGCAGCACAGCUUACUGAUCUUACUUCUAUAAAAAGUUUAAUCGAUGAUAUUUGGAACUUUUAUUAUUCUGAGAGAAUUACCUUAAUAAAAUGCCUUAAACUUAUGAUUGAAUAUAAAGAUAACGAAAGACAUCCUUAUCACAAGGAAUUUGCAAAAUUUUUUGAUGAGAUCUUGAUGGGCAAUCUACUUGAAUCUAUACAAAAGCAAAUAAAAGCAUUGAAAUUUGUAAAUCCGCCUACACGGUCACAAUUCUGUACCGAAGAUUAUUUACAUAGAUUAUAUAAUAGUACUUUGAUUGAAAUGCGAGAGCUGCUUCACAUACUGACUGUGAUCGUGCAUGAUAUACAUAUUGCUAAUCAUGAAUUUGUUAAGUUUUAUGGAAGCAUUGGGGGCGAACCUAGACGAUUAGCAAGUACAAAAAGUCAUGAAGAUAAGGAAGCUAUUAUUAAAAAAAUUGAAGAGAUACAAUACAGCCAAAUAGGAUUAUUACUUGUAGCAUUGGAUGUGAGAAAGCACACUGAUAUGGAAGACUGGAUAAAUAGCAUUGGAAGCAAUAUGCAAGAAAUAUUUGAACACAAAUGCGUUCGUGAAAAUUCACCACAAGAUGGACCAUUGCUUCUAUGUUGGAUGUUAGCAAAUUAUGCGAUUGAUCCGGAUAAUAUAGACACAUUAAAUCGCUUUAGACCAUUUGGUAUUAAAGCCAUACAACUCGAUGUGUUCCACUAUCUACGAGAUUUAAUGAACUGCGAAAUGUUUCAAGAAGAGACUUAUUAUGCUGAAGUUGUGCGAAGCAGUGUUUAUAAUCUUCUUACUUUGAUGUGCGCUUUUGUCGACGAAGAUCGAUUAAGUACUUUAAAUGGUAUUUUCGACGCCAUGGCUGCUACAAUCAAAUUUCCAGAAUGUGCUACUAGAUUUUGGAACGAACAAUACGAUGGCUUAUGGCCGAUUUAUAAAGUUGCUGUAGAAUUAUAUCCUUACAAGUUUGAACCUUUAACCAGUAUAGCUAUUGGUCUUGCAUCCACGACUAUUGCGAGUGCCAAAAAGAUUGCAUUGGAAUUGGAUAAUCUACAAACAGUGACUAUAGAGAUUCCCCGUCAAAGAGAUCAUAGUAAAUCAUUGCAGCCAUACAAAGCGGAAUGUAUAAUUCAGAAGAAUUUAUUUACUAUCUUCAGCAAUUGUGCGCGCGAAAACAUUGCCGUACUAUCUCCAGAGAAAGAAGUGGUUUUAUUUCGUACAAAGGCAAGUUAUUGGAAUGCCUUACAUCAUAAAAUAGAACAGUUAUUUUCUCAAGCUAGCGGCGGAAUUGCAAAUAUAAGCGCAGUGAAGACAGAUUUACCGAAAAAUGUUUGUCACGGUUUGAAACUAUUGGAAGCAUUAUUGGCUAAAGACAUCGAGAUACCAUCAAGUAUGGUCACUCCCACGGAACUGAGUUUCGAAAUCAUUAAUCGAUUUUCAUAUCCGGUUUUACCAACGAAUUUAUACAAAAUCGUCGCCGUGUGCAUUGGUAUUUCAUCGAAAUUGGUUUUAAGAUAUCCUGAGGACAUUCUCUCACGUAUGCGAUCAGGUGUUUACCCAAGAUUUAAUAAUUGGUAUCAAAAGCCAGUGGACUUUGCUGAAGCAAUCUCCUUUGAUGGUGGUCUCAUCGCGUCGUGGCUUUCAGGAAUAGAAACUAUCGAACAUACUUAUCCUAUUCUACGUGCAUUUUUAGACACUUUAUACAAUUAUCUAAUCGCCAAACACAGUAAAGAAGCCAUGUAUACCAUUGAGAUACCAGGUAUGGUAUUUCUGUUACAAGCUGUUUUACCCAAGUUAGACUCGUGGUAUUUUAAAUCCAAUGCAGAAAGAAUCGACUUAUGGCUGAAGAGCAUGUUUUGUAUUCAUCGAGCUCUAGAAUCUACUCUAUCCAAGAAUGAUAUUCGCAACGAGUUGCAACUUGUUGUAGUAUAUAGUUUACUCUACUUGGAGCCGCGUCACGCACUGUUGAAGUUACUCCGAACGGGCGAACGCACAUUGCACAAUAAAAUGAUUACAGAGACAGAUUGGAUUAGUGGAAAAGGAUUCAAGACUACCAAAAGCGUAGAAUUAGCCUUGUCGAUAGUCAAUCGACUUUUAAUGUUUAGAAAGUCUCUGGGUCUCGAAUUAGGCGAUAGAUCGCCUCUCGAGAUUGCUUUGUAUUCUUCUCCGAGAGUACCUAAUGGACUUCUCAUAGUACCGACCAUCGUUAAUUAUUUAUAUGUUUGGUUUAGUCCUUCAUUGCAGAAAAUGGCAGUUAGAUUAUUGAAGAAGUUUGCAGAGGAAUUUUCUAUGUCUUUGCUGGUCUGUAUGGGAAUGGAUGGGACUUCUAUACGAGAAACCUUUGCAUUUCGAUUGACGCUACCGACAUGCGCAAUUGAAGUAAAAGUCGCUAUCCUGGAAUUGGUUGCCGUGUGCCUCGAGAAACAGCCCGGCUUGACGGAAGCUCUCUUCAACAUCAUGCAUCAAGCAGAACGCAAGAGAAUUUUUCCUCGUCCAGCCGAUGAGUUCCUUACGGAAGGCUGCAGUCAAUUCUUAGACUCAUAUUUAGAACGAAUGUACAAAGAAAGUGAUAUUGUGUGUGACAAGUUGUAUGACAGCACAAUGGCGGUAUUACGCGCCAUGUGGUAUUAUAGAAACGAAAUUCUUGUCAAUUUCUUCCGCAAGCGAGAAAAAUUCUGGAGUCAUCUGUUUGCUCCGCUUUUCAAACCUUUGGUACCAGGUGCAAAAGGUUAUUCCCAAUUGUUAGACGUAAUUACGUUAGAAUUAUACAAAAGUCCAUUACUCGAAGAUAAUUUCUCAAAAAAUUUAAAAGAACUGUUGGACAAAUCCAAGGAUCAUUGGAAAAAAUUAGCCAUAUAUGUUCUCGACGUUGCAAACGGCGAAGAUAAUGGUACUAAAGAAGAACAUAUAAAACAAGACAAAAUCGUCGAUCCGUUAUAUGAAAUUAACUUAGAGUCUUGGUAUCACUUUAUUGUCAUGCUCACUGACGAUCGAACGGCUAAACAUUAUCCAAUUAACGUAACACAGGCGCAUCUUCUAACUCAGUUGGCUUUGGAUUCUUUAUUGGAGAGAGUAAAGGAAUCCAACGAUACCAGCAGUGGCAAAAUUCCAAUGUUACUGGCCUCUUUAUCCUUGAGAUGCAUCACUUCUUGGAAACAGAUGUGUGUUGGCGAUUCAAGAAUCUUCAAAACCAGACUGUCACAGCUCACGCAAGAGAUAGCGCAGACUUAUCGCGGUUUCGGAAAAGCCCUACGUCAAACGAUGAUUUCAUUAUUACUUGGAUGUGUGCAACUGGUGAAAAGUACCUUAGCCGAAGAUUCAGCGAGUUUGGAGUAUCUUUUAGCACAUUCCUGUACGAUCGCUAUUUGCGAAUUGGAAGAACUGAAAGAAGCUGCCUUUCAAUUAGAACGUCGUAAACAACAAAUUUCUGUCGAGCUCAUCAAGACCGAGGAAAAGGAUACGCAGAAAAAAGCUGAAUGUCACAGUGUGGAAACUCUUCGUGGUAUACGGGAAAGUUUACCGGCAACAUUAGCUGUCAGCAUGGUGACACAAUUGUUACGAUCGUACGUUGAACGUAAUGCAAAUUUCAAGCAUCGUUUACGAGCCAGUUGCGUACAGCUGCGUCAAAUGAUACCCGAACUGAUGGCAUGUGUCGGUUACACGCUGCAGAAAUACCCGUAUUUUAAAUUCAGCAUAGCAGCCCUAAGUUUACUAGGUGUUAUAUCGCGUUCGCCGUAUUGUCCGCAUCCUAUCAGCGACAACGAUAUUGCGAAGCUCUGGCUCAGCCUAAUUCCACCGGCUGACAUUGCCAACAGUAUGCUCGACUCGUUGUACGACGAUUCAGCGAAUGGUCGAUGGCGUUGCCAGGAUUGGUGGCCAAUAUACACUUUGGGCUUAGAGUUCUUAAUAGGUCUGGUGACCAGCGAGACACACAUGGUGUACAUUAAUCAUGUGAUUCUUUUCUUAAACUCUCACGAACACCAGUUAAUGGUUGUCUCCACUUUACUGAGACACACUGCCGAUUUAUUGGCCGCUGAUUUGAUACAAUCGCUGAUCGCUCUUAUACACGCUGUAGCUACGCAAACAUAUGUUUGGAACGCGAUCCAGCCGAGGAUUCGCGAGACUCUGAUCAAGUGCAUAUACCUGGUGUAUGAUAGUACGGUGAACUUGUUAUUAAGACCACGAAUACUGAAAUUUAUCAUUGACGGUAUCAGCGUGGAAAGUGCUGAGGAACUCGAGUCUUGCGAUAAUCGAUUGCCUAGCGGUGAGUUGAAGCUAUUGGUGAAUAAACUGAUUGUCAUAAACACAACUUGCGCGCUAACUUUUGUUCAUUUUUCGCCGAAAUUGAACACCCUCGUGGACACAAUAUAUACUCAGAAUUAUUGGUACACGCCGAUGGCCGAGAUGAAUUUUGGUCCACCGCAGAUGAGCAUGAGUUCCGGUCCGCGACUCACCUACGGCACGAUCAUCAGUUCGACACAGCUGUUCACCCAGGCUCUUCAUUCCCGCUCGCAGCCCGUUGCUUCGUUGCCCACUUCUUUAAUCCCGCAUACAACUGGACGCGAAGAUAAAACAGAUUCUGCAAAGAAGGAAUGGGAACGCGCCGCACCAGAGAAUCUCCGGCGUAUGCACACGAGCAAGGAUCUGCGAAGAAUCAUUCACGCUGCCUCGGGCUCAAUUUCUAGGACGUCGACAUCCAACAUUGGCUCCAGAGAAUUUCUGGGAUACCCGGUCAGUGGCUUGGACGUUACUGUGCCGUUGCUUAGUAGUCCUAGACUCGUACGUCGUCCAUACGAUCCGUUGAUAUGUGAAAAUACGAUUCUUUCGAGAGCGACUGCUUUGGCGACCGGUAGACACGUUGCGAAGAGUAGCGGCAGCGGCACCGGUGGCAACGGUAGUCCAAUCAUAGCGAGAAAUCAUCGUUUUUGCGAUCCGUGGUUCGAAUCUAUGGACGAGAAUAAUACACGAUUGGCAUUAGAGAUCAAUCUUAUUCUAAUACUGUCUCAAGCGCUGGAAGGUGUGAAGAGUCCUAGACUCGCAUUGAGAGAUCGUCAACUUAUAGCACGGGAAACCGCCACAGAGUUGGGGGUCUUCUUCGAUUUUCUCGAACACCGCGGUACACCCGAUAUCUGGCAGGUAAAGGGCUCCUUGAUAGACGCGGAUACACGGAGCUCCAGGACAAUUCAGGAUACCAGUGAUCCGACACAAAUGAAUUUACCGGCAAGACUCCAGAAGAACAGUACUAUUGAUAAAACGCCGGUGUGCUUACCCGACCACGAAGACUCUUCCAUGGAAGUAAUUCAAACCGAAACACGGGAGAAAAGACUUGACGAUAGUAUCCUUACAACAGGCGUUUUUAAAACUAAUGUCAGCAGCGUACAAUUCUUGCCGUUGAUGGGGAAAUUACUCAAGACAGUUGUCGAGUCAUUGGAUUCAGCACAAUUCCGAUAACAUUUGUAAAACUACUUUUAAAAUGUAAACCUUAAUAUAUAAUAAUAGUAUAUCAUUUUGGAAUAGAGAUUAAAUCUCUCUUAAUAUACUGUGUAAAUUGGUACAAACAUUUAAUACUAAAAGUGAACAUACAGCACAUAGAGUUUUAAUAUUUAAACUAUGACUGCACCCUUUUAUCUGUACCAUUUUUAAUUUGGUACAUGAUUGUACAAAUUGUGUAUGAUAUAUAAUUGAACAUUUGUGUGCAUGUUCACAAAUGCUAAUCAAUAAUACAUGUAUUAU